This is a messenger RNA of Cucurbitaria berberidis CBS 394.84, 1536 nucleotides long. Its product is annotated as DEAD-domain-containing protein. Gene Ontology annotation, cellular component: P-body; cytoplasmic stress granule. Gene Ontology annotation, molecular function: ATP binding; RNA helicase activity; mRNA binding. Gene Ontology annotation, biological process: cytoplasmic stress granule assembly; P-body assembly. The transcript is spliced from 4 exons. NCBI's taxonomy places the organism in Eukaryota, Fungi, Ascomycota, Dothideomycetes, Pleosporales, Cucurbitariaceae. The coding region runs from base 1 to 1536 and encodes 511 amino acids. The record is from RefSeq and is a predicted model, not a curated record.
AUGACAUCAGAAAUCACCAACCAGCUAGCCGCAGCCAAGCUGAGCGAUGCCUCGCCAUCAACAGAAGCCAAUUGGAAAGACGGGCUGAAAGCGCCUGCGAAAGAUGCGCGGCCACAAACCGAGGACGUUACGGCAACAAAAGGCCUUGAGUUCGAAGACUUUUUCAUCAAGCGCGAGCUGAUGAUGGGCAUCUUCGAGGCAGGCUUUGAGAAGCCGUCGCCUAUCCAGGAAGAGACGAUUCCAGUAGCCCUGACGGGUCGAGAUAUCCUUGCGCGAGCGAAGAAUGGCACCGGAAAGACGGCUGCUUUUGUAAUUCCUACCCUUGAGCGCGUCAACCCCAAGAGCCCCAAGACGCAAGCCCUCAUUCUGGUUCCCACGCGAGAGCUCGCUCUACAAACAUCCCAAGUCUGUAAGAUGCUAGGAAAGCAUCUCGGCAUCAACGUCAUGGUCUCGACAGGCGGGACUGGACUCAAGGACGACAUUAUACGAUUGAGCGACCCAGUCCAUAUCAUCGUUGGAACACCGGGCAGGAUUCUCGACCUGGCAGGCAAGGGCGUGGCUGACCUUUCAGCUUGCCAGACGUUCGUCAUGGACGAGGCCGACAAGCUUCUGUCACCCGAAUUCACCCCGGUUGUGGAGCAGCUUCUUGGCUUUCAUCCCAAGGACAGGCAGGUCAUGCUCUUCAGCGCUACCUUCCCAAUCGUAGUAAAGAGCUUCAAGGACAAGCACAUGAACUCUCCUUAUGAGAUCAAUUUGAUGGACGAACUAACUCUUCGCGGUAUUACGCAGUACUACGCAUUUGUUGAAGAGAAGCAGAAGGUGCACUGCUUGAACACACUCUUCAACAAGCUACAAAUCAACCAGUCCAUCAUCUUCUGCAACUCUACGAACCGCGUUGAGCUUCUUGCCAAGAAGAUUACGGAACUUGGGUACUCGUGUUUCUACUCGCACGCCCGCAUGCUGCAGCACAAUCGGAACCGCGUUUUUCACGACUUCCGCAAUGGCGUUUGCCGAAACCUUGUCUGCUCGGAUUUGCUGACCCGUGGUAUCGAUAUCCAGGCUGUCAACGUUGUUAUCAACUUCGAUUUCCCAAAGAACGCAGAGACGUACCUGCAUCGCAUUGGUCGUUCAGGUCGUUUUGGCCACCUGGGUCUGGCCAUCAACCUGAUCAACUGGGAAGACCGCUUCAACCUCUACCGAAUCGAGCAGGAGCUCGGCACCGAGAUCCAGCCCAUUCCUCAAGUCAUUGAGAAGAAGCUCUAUGUGUAUGAGUCUCCCGAGACGAUUCCUCGGCCCAUCUCCAACUCGCAGCGUACCCAAGGCCAGGGUCAGCCACAGGAUCAGGAUGGGGCUAUUGCACGAAACAAUGCCAAUCAGAACGCUCGUGGAAACUACCGCGACGCACGUGGUGGCGCCGGUCAGUUCCAGGGGCAGCGCCGUGGUGCCCCACAGAACCAGCAGAACCGACAACAGAACGGCAACAAUCCUCACCGUAAUACGAGGCCUCAGCCCGCUGGCCCACCUCAGACAUCCUAG